This is a messenger RNA of Aspergillus homomorphus CBS 101889, 816 nucleotides long. RefSeq names its product urease accessory protein UreG. Bases 1 to 816 code for a protein of 271 amino acids. The transcript is spliced from 3 exons. The record is from RefSeq and is a predicted model, not a curated record. Lineage: Eukaryota; Fungi; Ascomycota; Eurotiomycetes; Eurotiales; Aspergillaceae. Gene Ontology annotation, molecular function: GTPase activity; nickel cation binding.
AUGUCUCACUCUCACUCUCACGAUAUCGGCGUCAGCCACUCCCACGACGAUGCCACCGGCGGCCAUGGCCACUCGCACGAGAUCCUUGAUGGACCGGGCUCUUAUAUCCACCGAGAGAUGCCAUUGUCGGAAUCCCGGGACUGGAAAGACCGUGCCUUCACCAUUGGAAUCGGAGGACCCGUUGGAUCCGGCAAGACCGCCCUGAUGCUGGCGCUCUGUCAUGCCCUAAGAGACGAAUAUAACAUCGCAGCCGUGACCAACGACAUCUUCACGAGGGAAGACGCCGAAUUCCUCACCCGCCACAAAGCCCUGGCGCCGAACCGCAUCCGCGCCAUCGAGACAGGCGGCUGCCCGCACGCCGCCGUCCGCGAGGACAUCAGCGCCAACCUGCUCGCGCUGCAGUCGCUGCACAAGCAGUUCCAGACCGACCUGCUGCUGAUCGAGUCCGGCGGCGACAACCUGGCGGCCAACUACUCGCGCGAGCUGGCCGACUUCAUCGUCUACGUGAUCGACGUGGCCGGCGGCGACAAGGUGCCUCGGAAGGGUGGGCCGGGGAUCACGGGCUCGGACCUGCUGAUCGUCAAUAAGAUUGAUUUGGCGGAGAUCGUCGGCGCAGAUUUGGGGGUGAUGGAGCGCGAUGCGGCGAGGAUGCGGGAGGGUGGGCCCACCGUCUUCGCGGAGGUGAAGAAUGGGAAGGGCAUGGAGCAUAUUGUUGGGUUGAUUUUGAGUGCGUGGAAGAGCAGUGGUGCUUAUGAGGAGUGUUUGGGGCGGUGGAAGGCGGGCGGGCCGCGCGGUUCGGGGAGUGUUGAUGCUUAA